AUGCCGAUCCCCUCUCAGCCUCCAAACCGCCGAGGCUUCAACGUGGCUAUCGUCUGCGCCUUGUCCUUGGAAGCCGAGAAUGUACGAUCUGUGUUCGACAGAUGUUGGGAAGAUGAAGGCAAACAUUACGCAAAGGCCGAAGGGGAUCGGAACGCAUAUACAACAGGAACAAUUGGAAAUCACAAUGUAGUCCUGGCCCACAUGCCGUACAUGGGCAGCACCAGUGCUGCGGCUGUAGCGGCCAGUCUACGUUCCAGCUUUCCAGAGGUCCGGCUUGCCUUGGUGGUAGGGAUUUGCGAGGUUAUACCUGUCCAUACUAAGACUGAGGAAGAAAUUAUCCUAGGAGACAUCAUCAUCAGUACAGCGGUCAUCCAAUAUGAUUUUGGCAGGCAGUACCCGAAUGGAUUUCUAAGAAAAAGAGACAUUGAUGACAGCUUAGGGCGCGCAAACCCGGAAUUCCGAGCAUUCAUCAACAUGUUACAGGUACGCCGCAACAGGGAAAGAUUGAGAAGAAACCUGCAAGAACUUCUCCGAUCGGAACGCUUCCAGGGAGAGUCUGUUGCCGCAAAGUAUCCCGGUGAAUCGCAAGAUCCUAUCUGGCAUGUGCCCUUUGAUGAGUUGCCGGACUUUGUCGGGCGGAUAACUGAGCUCCAACAUCUGAAGUCAAAGAUCUUCCAACCCGAAACUCGGCGAGUCAUACCUAUAGUCGGGUUGGGAGGUGUGGGUAAGAGUCGACUGGCAAUGACCCUAGCCUUUCAGACUAAAUCGGAGCAUCCAGAAUACUCGAUCUUUUGGGUCAACGCCACCAAUAUACUGACCUACGAAAAGGAUAUCCGCGAAAUUGGACAGAAACUCAAGAUUCCUGGAAUCGAUGACGAGAAAGCAGAUAUCAAGGCCCUCGUGAAGCAGCGUCUUAGUGUCCCCUCGAAAGAGAGAUGGCUCUUGAUACUCGACAACGCCGACGACGAGACAUUAUGGGGCCCCCAAGCGAGGCAGAGCCAACAGGGAUCAUCCCUAGGGGAUUACUUACCGACGACAAUGAACGGUUCUAUUGUCAUAACAACACGUACACGACGCGUUGCGACAUUCCUUGCCAGGAAGGAUAUGAUUGAACUACAUGAACCCUCGCCGGACGAAGCUACAGACAUGUUUAUGAAGGAGCUUGGAGACUCCCACCCAGCAGAAGACCGAGAUACAAUCUUAAUCCUAGUUCAAAAGCUGGCUUGUCUCCCCCUCGCGAUUGUCCAGGCUGCUUCAUUCAUCGCCCAGACUCAACGACCUGUUCAAACCUAUAUUGAGCUUCUCGACCAGCCCGAGUUAGACGUUAUCAAGCUCCUAAGUCGAGACUUUGGGGAUCCUUCACGAUAUCCGAGCGCUAAAAACCCGGUCGCUUCUACCUGGCUUAUCUCGUUCGAUCACAUCCGCCAGCAUCAUCAGCUAGCAGCAACAUUCCUGUCCUAUAUGGCGUGCUUCAAUGAGAAGAAUAUCCCCCGGUCACUGCUACCGGAGGCAAGUUCGGAGUGCGACAAUAUCGAUGCUAUUGCCGUUCUCACGGCAUACUCAUUUGUGAGAAGUCAUAUAGGGGCAUACAAGAACGGUCGUACGGAGGAGCUGUACGAUAUACACCGACUAGUCCGGCUGGCCGCUCGGAAUUGGCUCAAGAUGGAAGGCUUGCUCACUGCUCAGACAGCCACCUGCAUUAUAAAGAUAUCCAAGGUCUUACCUUCUACGGAAUACGAGAACAAAAGCAUUUGGACGCUGUGCCUUCCGCACGCUCAACGCCUUUGUAAUGAAGGCGAGGCUAGGGACCUUCCCGAGCGUGCAUCGCUACUUGCUAGGAUGGGCUACUACUAUAUUGGUGAUGGGAAGUACAGUGAAGCAGUGGAAAUCUUUACUGAAGCAGCAAAAUUGAAGGAGACUGAAUUGGGUCCUCUAGACGAAGAGACACUGACGGCCUCUGCCAUCCUUGGGAUCGCCCUUUUGUAUAAGGGCGAUCUUUCUGCUGCUGAGAGGUAUCUUUGCCUGGCCCUCGAACCACUCAAGGAAAAGCGCGGUGUGGAGGAUUCUGAUGUGCUCCGUAUUAUGGAUAGACUGGCGACGACAUACAUCUUUCAGGGGCGGCUUGGAAAGGCUGAAGCGCUAGCACUACAUGCACAUCAAACCCAAAGAAGGACUCUAGGAGCUGAGCAUAUUGACACACUCAGUAGUAUGCUCAACCUAGCGCAGCUUUAUGAACAGCAAGCUCGAUGGACGGAGGCAGAAGAGCUGCACCUUGAGGCCGUCAAGACCUGCAAGAGGCUGUUUGGAGUAGAACAUUCCCGACACGCUAGUUUGGCCAAUCUUGCAACGACCUACGUCCAGCAAGGCCGAGUGAAGGAGGCAGAAGAACUGUAUAUGCAGGCUCUAGAGGCGAUGAAGAGGGUACUAGGGCUAGAGCAUCCCGAUACACUGACUUGUCUGACCUUGCUUGCGGUAGUCCGUCGCAAGCAAGGCCGGGCGGAUGAUCCAGAAGAGCCAGCAGAGGCUCUAGAGACAAGGAAGAGGGUGUUAGGACCAGAUAACGCCACCACACUGUACAGCAUCUAUCUCCUGGCUCUCUACUGCAAAGAUCAAGAUCGCGAGGAUGAAGCAAUGGAGUUGGCGACUUCCGCCGUGGCAGGAUUGAUCAAGGUAUUCGGUCGCGAGCAUCCUGCAACCCGAGAAAUAACGGAGACCCUGGAGUCCUGGCAGAAAGGGCGUGAUCAACCAACGGUCCCACCUGAAGCUGAGCCGAGUGCUGGUGCUCUCCAGCACGAAACACGUUCGAAUGGUGGCACGAGGGAAAGGUAA
This is a messenger RNA of Capronia epimyces CBS 606.96, 2829 nucleotides long. RefSeq lists its product as uncharacterized. The transcript is spliced from 3 exons. Gene Ontology annotation, biological process: nucleoside metabolic process. The record is from RefSeq and is a predicted model, not a curated record. Gene Ontology annotation, molecular function: protein binding; ADP binding; catalytic activity. NCBI's taxonomy places the organism in Eukaryota, Fungi, Ascomycota, Eurotiomycetes, Chaetothyriales, Herpotrichiellaceae. Bases 1 to 2829 code for a protein of 942 amino acids.